AUGGAGGACUGCAGUGCGCUUCAGAAGGCCCCUGCCAGGAGGUUGACCAGAGAACGCAAGCAGGCGUGUGUGACUCCCGCCUUGCAGCAUUGCCGGCUUCCCAUCUGCUUCUGGGCCCGAAUCGAAGUGCUGGGAGGGAGGGUCCAGGGAAGCACAGCCGGACUGGGGGCCUCCGAAGAGCCACAUUGCUUCAUCGUGAGGACCGGAGUGGAAGCCAAACCUGCCCGCGGCCCCUGCCAUGACGAGCGCAGCGUGCCUCCGGGCGCUCCUGCUCUGCUCUCAGAUCGGCCCACAGCUGGGCAGAUGCUGGCGGGACGGCAAGAGAUUGGGCUCCAGCUUCCUCGCCUGGCUUUUGGCCGGCAAGCAGAGCCCGCCUUCAGCCUGAGCCUCCUACGCUGGUGCGCCAUCUCUGACCUGGAGCUUGCCAAGUGCAGCGAUAUGAGCAAAGCGUUCUCCCGGGCCAGCAUUCUCCCCGAGUUGGCUUGUGUGAACGGCGGCUCGGCUGUCGAUUGCAUCUCGAUGAUCAACGCCAGCUUGGCGGAUGCGGUGGCUGUAGAUGGUGGCAUCGUUUACCAGGCUGGGAAGGAAUUCCGUCUGAAGCCAGUGGUGGCCGAAGAUUAUGGCCAAGAUGUUGGCACUUCCUACUACGCCGUGGCUGUUGUGAGAGCACAUUCCACCUUGACCAUCAACAGCUUGAAGGGGGCCAAGUCGUGUCACACAGGCAUCAACAGGACGGCAGGCUGGAACGUCCCCAUCGGCUUCCUACUGGACAGCGGCCGGAUGGCCGUGAUGGGCUGUGACGUCGCUCGAGCUGUGGGGGGCUACUUCAAUGGCAGCUGCGUGCCAGGAGCUCCCAGGAGCCCCGCCCUCGAGUCCCUCUGCCGGCUCUGCAAGGGAAAUGAAACCGGGCAAGGAAAAUGUGAGCCGAGUCCCAGUGAAGAGUAUUCUGACUACCUGGGCGCCUUAAGGUGCCUGGCGGAUGGUGCGGGAGACGUGGCCUUUGUCAAGCACAGCACAGUGGCAGAAGCUACCGACGGGCCGAGUCGUCCCUCAUGGGCCCUGCAGCUCCAGCCGGGGGAAUUCCAGCUGCUCUGCCGAGAUGGAAGCAGGGCGGCCGUCACGGCGUGGCGCACCUGUCACCUGGCCCGCGUCCCUGCUCAUGCCGUGGUAGCCAGAGCGGACACUGACGGGGGCCUCGUCUUCCAGCUGCUGAACCAGGGGCAGCAAAGGUUUAAUGGAGAAGACGCCACUUUCCAGAUGUUUGACUCUGACGCUUAUGGUGGGAAGAACCUUCUCUUCAAAGACGCCACCAGCCAGCUGGUUCCCAUCCGGGAGCAGACGUACCAGGCCUGGUUGGGGGAUGAAUACCUACAUGCUCUGCGGGGCUUGGACUGUGACCCCACCAGAUUGCCAGAAUUUCUGCGCUGGUGCGUCUUGUCUACAGAGGAGAUCAGGAAAUGCAGCGCCAUGGCUGUGGCCUUCCGGAACCAAUCCUUGAAGCCAGAAAUCCAAUGUGUUUCAGCGACAGGUCCAGAGCAAUGCAUGCAGUGGAUCCAGAAAAGAGCCGUGGACGCCGUGACUCUGGCUGGCGAGGACGUUUACACGGCGGGGAAGGCGUAUGGCUUGGUGCCCGCCGCGGGGGAGCGCUAUGCAGAUGGGGACACCACGAGCACGUACUACGCAGUGGCCGUCGUGGAGCGAGCGACGGCCAACGCCUUCACCAUCCACGACCUCCAAGGGAAACGGUCCUGCCACACAGGCUAUGGGAGGACAGCUGGGUGGAAGAUACCUGUGGGCUUGCUGUUAAGAAAGGGGAUUAUUCAGCCCCAGGGAUGCAGCGUCCUCAAAGCGGUCAGCUCCUUUUUCUCAGCCAGCUGCAUUCCUGCUGCCAAUCGAGAGGACUACCCGGCCAACCUCUGUGAGCUGUGCGUCGGUGAUGUCAGCGGCAAUCACAAGUGUGACGCCAGCUUCCAGGAACGCUAUUAUGGCUACGCUGGAGCCUUCAGGUGUUUAGUCGAGAGACGUGGCGACGUGGCCUUUGUCAAACACACUUCAGUCUUUGAAAACACAGAUGGGAACAACACUGAGUCCUGGGCCUCUCAGCUCCGGUCUGGCGAUUUCCAGCUCUUGUGCCCAAACGGUGCCCGGGCUGAAGUGGGCCAGUUUGCUGAGUGCCACUGGGGGCAGGUGCCUUCUCGGGCCAUCAUGGUCCACCCAGACAUCAAUACGUUGGCUGUGUACGGACUUCUGGACAAAGCUCAGGAUUUCUUUGGAAAGGACAACAACCCUAACGGAUUUAAAAUGUUCAGUUCCACGGACUUCGAAGGGAAAGAUUUAAUCUUCAAGGAUUCCACCACUGCGAUUGUGUCCCUAGGGGGAAAAACAACCUUUGCUUCUUGGCUGGGGCAGCAAUUCAUGGAGUCUCUGGAAGGGUUGGGAUCCUCCCAGUGCUCAGGAGCAGCUGUCAUGUCCAUGAACACCUUCCUCCUGCUGAUGAUAAGUUUAGGACUUGCUCGAUUCUACUCUUCAUGAUCCAUUGGCUGGGCAUCAACCUGCAGCAAAGCAAAAUGCAAUCCCGGGAUCUAAUAUCAUGGACAACCAACAUGAAAACAACAAGCCAGUGAGGAAUGUUGGCCGUCCUCCUCUCCUCUCCUUCUCUGGACCUGGCUCAUCGCUCAACCUGCCCUACUCUGGAGACGGUUUUGCUCCUAAUUCUCCAAGUGCCCCCUGCUGUGCCAUUGCUGUGCUCGGGUAGACUGAGGGAGGCGCCAGGGGUUGGGCGAUGCUUCUGGGCCAAGUGUGUGUGACCUACUGUCCCUGGCAUGAAGCACGAACUUUUAUGUACCAGACGAACACUAUGGUUGUAUUUGUUAACUGCCUGGAGUUUCCUUUU
Molecule: messenger RNA, 2893 nt
Organism: Elgaria multicarinata webbii
Lineage: Eukaryota; Metazoa; Chordata; Lepidosauria; Squamata; Anguidae
Gene: MELTF
Product: melanotransferrin
Exons: 18
Coding region: 1-2532 (843 amino acids)
Biological process (GO): iron ion transport
Cellular component (GO): extracellular region; early endosome; recycling endosome
Source: RefSeq, a predicted model, not a curated record